GCAGUCUUCACGCUUAUGUUGGACUGAGUUUCUCCUGGAGGACAUUCCAUCAUCCUCCGGCUCUCUCCUCUUUCUCCACUGUCAUGUCAGCAACAAUGGCCAGCACAGUAUCAGCCUACACAGACAAGAUCAAGGAGAUGUCAAUGCUGUCUCUGCUCUGCUCCUGCUUCUACACACAGCCACAUCCCAACAGCCUCUAUCAGUAUGGAGACCUGGAGGUGAAGGGCUUGAACAAGCGAGCAUCGGGACAGUCGUUUGAGGUCUUCCUUAAGGAUCCGGAUCAGUUCGGGGACAAAAGCCAGGCUCAGCCCCUGCCCUCCCCUCCGAGGAGGGAGGUAUCCCUGGAGGAACUCCAGAAGAGGAUGGAGGCUGCUGAGGAAAGGAGGAAGUCCCAGGAGGCCCUGGUGCUGAAGCAGUUGGCGGAGAAGAGGGAGCACGAGCAGGAGGUUCUCCACAAGUUGCGCGAGGUGAACCACAUCUUCAGCAAGAAGACGGAGGAAAAGCUCAUCCAAAAGAUGGAGAUCAGCAAGGAGAACCGGGAGGCCCACCUCCAUGCUCUCAAACAAAGGCUGCGUGAAAAAGAAGUCCACGCUGCUGAGGUACGCAGGAACAAGGAGCUUCAGGCUGGCCUCUCGGGCUGAAGAGGUUUUCUACCCUCUGUCAGUGGAUGUUACUUUUGAAAAUCUUCUGUGUCAAAGUUUUCUUGUUGUUCAGUAUUCACCUAUAUCACCCUACAGUGCACCUUUCAGGACCCAAACUAGUUGUUAAUCAACACCAAAUACUGUUACUCAUCUGUUUCAUUUUUGGUAAACCACAUAUUUGAAGAAGUACGGAUACAUGUUCUGAUAGCAGAGUCAAGUUCAGCUGAAAUAAAGUACAAUCCUGAGCCAAACAA
Perca fluviatilis (European perch) is the source of this 895-nucleotide messenger RNA. RefSeq names its product stathmin-like 3 (gene stmn3). Gene Ontology annotation, cellular component: neuron projection; cytoplasm. Gene Ontology annotation, molecular function: tubulin binding. The transcript has 6 exons. Bases 84 to 641 code for a protein of 185 amino acids. The record is from RefSeq and is a predicted model, not a curated record. Gene Ontology annotation, biological process: microtubule depolymerization; neuron projection development; regulation of microtubule polymerization or depolymerization. Lineage: Eukaryota; Metazoa; Chordata; Actinopteri; Perciformes; Percidae.